Messenger RNA from Anguilla rostrata (American eel), 1935 nucleotides. Its product is annotated as zinc-binding protein A33-like. The transcript is spliced from 6 exons. Gene Ontology annotation, cellular component: cytoplasm. Gene Ontology annotation, molecular function: ubiquitin protein ligase activity; protein binding; zinc ion binding. Gene Ontology annotation, biological process: protein ubiquitination. The record is from RefSeq and is a predicted model, not a curated record. Bases 49 to 1473 code for a protein of 474 amino acids. NCBI's taxonomy places the organism in Eukaryota, Metazoa, Chordata, Actinopteri, Anguilliformes, Anguillidae.
AGUCUGCAGUUGCUUCUCAAGGAGACAGCCUGCGACUCAUUUUGUGAAAUGACGACUAAAGCUUCAUUUUUGGAAGAGGAGUUAUGUUGUUCUGUGUGCUAUGAGAUUUUCAAGGACCCUGUCGUCUUGGAGUGCAGUCACAGUUUCUGUAGACUCUGUUUGCAGCAGUGCUGGGGGGAGAACAGUCCUCUGGAGUGUCCCAUCUGCAGGAGCAUGUCCUCUACAGGCCACCCUCCCGUAAGCCUGGCUUUAAAAAACAUUGUGGAGUCCUACUUAAAGCAGAAGACUGAGUGUGAGGCAGCAGAGACAAGUGAAGACCAGUGUCCUCUUCACAGAAAGGAACUUCUGUUCUUCUGUGAGGAUGAUUUGCAGCCUCUCUGUAUUGUGUGUCAGACUUCAAAACAACACAGAAAUCACCAGAUUUGUCCUAUGGAAGAGGCUGUUCCGGAUCUGAAGAAUAGGCUCGUGACUGCACUAAUUCCUAUUAAAAAAAAGUUAGAGAGGUACACUGCAGUUAAACAAGUGUGUGAAAAAAACACAAAACACAUCAGGAAUCAAGCCCAGCACACAGAGAACCAGAUAAAGGCAGAUUUUGAGAAGCUUCACCAAUUUCUGCGAGCGGAAGAGGAGACCAGACUGGCUGCACUGAAGGAGGAAGAGGAGCAGAAGUGUCAGUUGAUGAAGGAAAAGAUAGAGAACUUCACACAAGUUAUUUCCACCCUUUCAAACACAAUCAAGUCUAUAGACAAAACCAUAGAGGGUGAAGAUCCUUUCUUUUUAAAGACCUAUAAGGAUGCUAAGAGAAGAGCCCAGUGCACACUGCAGGAUCCAGAGCUGCUCUCAGGGGCACUGAUAGAUGUGGCCACACACCUGGGCAACCUGAAGUUCAGAGUCUGGGAGAAGAUGCUGGAGAUGGUGCAGUACACCCCUGUGAUUCUGGAUCCCAACACUAUGUGCCCCUGGGUCUGUCUGUCAGAUGAUCUGACUUGUGUGAGGCACACUAAAGUUAAACAACAGAUUCCUGAAAACCCAGAGAGGUUUUCGCGUGGCGUAAUGGUAUUGGGCUCAGAGGGUUUUACUUCAGGGAGACACAGCUGGGAGGUGGAGGUGGGGGAAAAACCUGUCUGGACUAUAGGAGUGGUACAAGAGCCAAUCGACAGAAAGGGGGUCAUUUUAUGCAGUCCAGAGAAUGGAUUCUGGGUCCUAAUGCUGAGGAAUGGUGAUUACGGAGCAGCUGGAGUUACUAACCUCAAACUGAGGAGGAAACCCCAGAGGAUCAGAGUGGAGCUGGACUAUGACAGGGGGGAGGUGUCCUUCUUCGACCCCAGUGACAUGUCACAUAUUUACACUUUUGAAGGCACAUUCACUGAAAAAAUCUUCCCAUAUAUCAAUCCCUGCCUAAAUGAUGAUGGCAGAAAUGCUGGGGCCCUGCAGAUCUGUCCAUUGUCUGUAAGAGUGAUGAAAUCCCAGUAAGUUUGCCAUUAAUAAUGAUACCAUCGCAGUGAGUGUAUCAUUAAUAGUGAUGUCAUCCCAGUGAGUGUAUCAUUAUUAGUGACGUCAUCCCAGUGAGUGCCUCAUCUCAAUGAUGGUGUCUGUAACUGAUGUGGCCUAAACUAUUAAAACUGUUGAAGUGGAUUGGAUAAGGCUUUGUAGUCAACAUUUGUUCAUCUAUUAAUCUUCUGUCACACUUGCUGGAACCUCUAUAUGCAAUCUACAGCACCAGCUCUCCAUAGUUUCCUUGCAUGUUGCUAUUGCAGUGUUUGCAGUUCCAUAGUUUAUACUGUUCUGUCAGUUUGUGUGUUUUGUAUCUUAAUAAUCUUGUUUGUAUGUUUCUUGUAUACACUUUAUGAUGUUCUGUCAUGAAGGGUUUUUAUUUCCUUUAUUUUUUGCAAACAAAUUGUCAUAAGGGAAUCUAAAAAAAUACAAAUUUGAUAU